Messenger RNA from Penicillium malachiteum, 927 nucleotides. RefSeq lists its product as uncharacterized. Bases 1 to 927 code for a protein of 308 amino acids. Gene Ontology annotation, molecular function: deoxycytidyl transferase activity; DNA-directed DNA polymerase activity. NCBI's taxonomy places the organism in Eukaryota, Fungi, Ascomycota, Eurotiomycetes, Eurotiales, Aspergillaceae. The transcript is spliced from 2 exons. Gene Ontology annotation, biological process: error-free translesion synthesis; error-prone translesion synthesis. The record is from RefSeq and is a predicted model, not a curated record. Gene Ontology annotation, cellular component: nucleus.
AUGAACCCCAAACGAGCCCUAUCCCCGCAAAACCACAAAGUCUUCGACUCAUGGAACUCCGCUUCAACAGGCCACCAACGAGCGCAAAGCGGGUACGCCGGAUCAAGCGGGUGGAGGGAUACACGAGCUUUGAAACUGGAGCGACAGUUUCACGGCGGAGACUGUCUUCGUGAAAAGGACCAUGCGCCCGCGGCGCGCAGUCAGGCUUUUGAUGGGACUUGUGUUUCGGAUUCAGAGGAAGAUAAAAGGAAGAUGACUUCUGUGAAUGGACAUGAGGAGUGGAGGUGGGUUUCUGAUGCGGAAGCUAUGAGAUCUCAACUGAAUGUGAGGGAUAUUCGGCAUUUCAUGGGAAUUGGGAAGCGCAAAGCGAAUGAUGAGAUCGGGAAUGGAGAUAAGAAGUUAAAAGUUGAGGAUUUUGAGAGACAAGCAAAGCCAAAGUCUGCGACUGAGAUUGUACCUUCGAAUUCGACUACAAUUUCAAAUUCAACACCUACUGAUGAACCCCGAUCAAUACCUUUACCGAAAUCUGUACCUGAUACCAAAAUCUUCGCGGGAAUGACCAUAUUUAUCAACGGCUCAACACUACCAUUAAUAUCCGACCACAAAUUGAAACAACUCCUCGUGAAACACGGCGCACAAAUAUCUAUUUAUAUGGCGCGGAAAACGGUCUCACAUGUUAUUAUCGGACAACCGAAUACGGAUAAAGUCACGGAAAAUGGACUUGGUGCGGGAGGUGGUCUCUCUGCUAGGAAAUUACAGCAAGAGAUUGCGCGUGGUGGGUGGAAGGGUGUGAAGAUUAUUAGUGUUGACUGGGCUCUCGAGAGUAUUAAAGCUGGAAAGAGACUUGCAGAGUCCCGAUUUACUGUUCUAAAUGUUGCCCAAAAGGGACAACAGAGUAUCUCCGGUUUAUUUGCUCGUCAACGUUAG